Molecule: messenger RNA, 1377 nt
Organism: Drosophila bipectinata
Lineage: Eukaryota; Metazoa; Arthropoda; Insecta; Diptera; Drosophilidae
Gene: Las
Product: lipoyl synthase, mitochondrial
Biological process (GO): lipoate biosynthetic process
Cellular component (GO): mitochondrion
Molecular function (GO): 4 iron, 4 sulfur cluster binding; lipoate synthase activity
Source: RefSeq, a predicted model, not a curated record
GGUUUACGGGCACUCUAUUUCCAUAUUUCAUAAGAUUCGACAAAACAAAUUAAAUUGUUGAUAAAUAAUUGGUUUUGUACAUUAAAUUGACUAUAGCCAUGCUACGAGCUCUAAAAGGACAUGUGGAGUCCCCACUGAUAGUUGUCACACGUGCUGCGUCCACAAAUGCGGAGAAGCUGGAAGAGAUCCGAGAGCGCCUGGCCAAGGGUCCCAACUUUCAGGACUUUGUCCAGAAUCCGGAUUACUCCAAAAGUGAGUGGGAAAACUAUGAAGGAAAGCUGCGUCGCGAAAAGGGCGAGGAACAGCGUUUGCGACUUCCACCCUGGCUGAAGACCACGAUUCCCAUGGGCAAAAACUACGCCAAGAUCAAGAACCAGCUGAGAGACCUCAAGUUAUCCACAGUUUGCGAGGAGGCUAGGUGCCCAAACAUCGGCGAGUGCUGGGGUGGUGGCGAGCACGGCACCCAAACAGCGACGAUUAUGCUAAUGGGCGACACUUGUACUCGCGGUUGUCGUUUCUGUUCAGUGAAAACUGCUAGGAAACCACCACCACUAGACGACAACGAGCCUGUAAACACCGCCACGGCUAUUGCAUCCUGGGGAUUAGAUUAUAUUGUUUUGACGUCGGUUGAUCGAGACGAUUUGCCUGAUGGGGGAUCCAAGCAUAUUGCUAAAACUGUGAAGGAAAUUAAAGCUCGAAACUCAAACAUCUUUGUGGAGUGUUUGGUGCCAGAUUUUCGCGGAGAUCUAAGUUGUGUGGAAACCAUUGCCAACUGUGGCUUGGAUGUUUAUGCACACAACAUUGAAACCGUGGAGAAGCUCACUCCCUACGUACGAGACAGGCGUGCUCACUAUCGUCAAACCCUAAAGGUCCUCUCCGAGGCGAAGCGAUUCAAUCCAAACCUCAUCACGAAGAGCUCGAUUAUGUUGGGCCUCGGAGAGACAGACGAGGAGGUUGAGAACACCCUUAAGGAUCUGCGAGAGGCCGGCGUCGACUGUAUUACAUUGGGACAGUACAUGCAGCCCACAAACAAACAUCUUAAGGUCAUCGAAUAUGUUACGCCGGAAAAGUUUAAGCACUGGGAAGAUCGUGGCAACCAACUGGGCUUUCUGUACACGGCAAGCGGACCCCUAGUCCGCAGCUCCUACAAAGCCGGUGAAUUCUUUAUUACGAGCAUAUUGGAAAACCGAAAGAAGAGACAAACUUUAAACUCCCAACCUGAGCAAUAGAUGAAUGCUUUAAAAGAAAUGGUGGAUGCCUCUAGCUUUAUGCUCUUUUAGGGAAAAUGGAAACCACUUUUUGUUUUGUUGCGAUGUAGUGCCUAUUAUGUACAUAAAAUUUAUUAUUUUAAAAUAAAUUCGAAUUGUUGAUCGUUUA